Branchiostoma belcheri (Belcher's lancelet) is the source of this 1343-nucleotide messenger RNA. Its product is annotated as RNA-binding protein 40-like. Lineage: Eukaryota; Metazoa; Chordata; Leptocardii; Amphioxiformes; Branchiostomatidae. Gene Ontology annotation, biological process: mRNA splicing, via spliceosome. Gene Ontology annotation, molecular function: U12 snRNA binding; pre-mRNA intronic binding; protein binding. The transcript is spliced from 12 exons. Bases 22 to 1311 code for a protein of 429 amino acids. Gene Ontology annotation, cellular component: U12-type spliceosomal complex. The record is from RefSeq and is a predicted model, not a curated record.
UCAAUAUCAAGCAUCAUAAACAUGGGUCCUGAUGAGGAGACAUCGAACACGCUCAUAGUACGCCACCUAUCUGCUGAGCUGAGUAUUGCAGACAGGGAGGGCCUGCUGAAACACUUUGGUGCCGAGAGCGUCAAGUGUAUGUCAGACAAGGGCAGGAUGAAACAUACUGCCUUAGCAACAUUCACGGAUCACCAUUCAGCUGAAAAGGCUCUGACUAGAUUGCACCAGUUGGAAGUUCUCGGCAGAAGGCUGGUGGUAGAAUUUGCCAAGAAACACCACAAGAAACAGAUGACCAUUGUCCAAUCAGAUCAGGACAAUGAAGAAACAACAGUCAAAGAGGAGAAAGACAACAAGUCUACUGAUAACACAGCUGACAAGAAGUCAGCAGAAAUCAACCAAAGACGAGCACUUCCCCAGACUGCCAUUUCUUCCUCCCUGGGGCUGCAGUAUGCGAUGAACCCCAGACUGAACUACCUGUAUCCCCCUCCCACAGCCUCCAUACUUAACAACAUUGCCAACACCCUGGCAGCUGUACCCAAACUCUAUGUCCAGGUGCUACAUUUAAUGAAUAAGAUGAACCUUCCUGCCCCAUUUGGACCCCUUACUCAACAACCUCCACUAGUAAGCCCUCACCCCCCUGGUGCACCCCCGCCCCCCACGCAGCCUGCCCCGGCCCCCGAGGAGGUAUUUGAUCAGCCCCAGGGGGUGGGGGUGAAGAGGAUCGAGCUGAACCUGCCGUCAGCGAUCGAGGCCGAGAGACAAGUGGAGGAAGAUGAUCAAGAAGGAACAGCAGAAGAAGAUACACCCAGUCAGGAUACUCCAGAAAUGUCUGGUUUCGGCAAGUUUGAGCCCCCGCCCAUUGCCAUGGAAACAGAAGAGGAAGAAGAGCUGGAGGAUGAGAGCACAGACUUCAUCUCCAGCAGGGAGCUGAGGAGGGGCAGGCUCUCGCAUGACGAAAUAAGAAAGCUUUCCGUGUUCAAGAACUAUUUGGCAGGGGAGCCCAACUGUCGCCUGUACAUCAAGAAUGUUGCAAAACAAACAGAGGAGAAGGACUUGAGAUUCAUCUAUGGCAGAUAUGUCAACUUUGAAGAUGACAUUGAGAAAGAAAUGUUUGACGUCAGGUUGAUGAAGGAAGGUCGGAUGAAGGGUCAGGCGUUCAUCGGACUUCCAACGGAGAAGGCGGCGCAGAAAGCCGUCAGGGAGACUAACGGGUUUGAGCUGAACGGCAAACCCCUCGUCGUGCAAUUUGCCAGGUCAGCAAAACCAAAGGAGAAAGCAGACAGCAAGGACAAGACGGGAAAGAAGAGCUGAUAUACAAAUAUUUUCUUUUCUUCUAUAACAAC